Diplodia corticola is the source of this 2007-nucleotide messenger RNA. RefSeq names its product family metal ion transporter. Gene Ontology annotation, cellular component: plasma membrane. Bases 1 to 2007 code for a protein of 668 amino acids. Gene Ontology annotation, biological process: intracellular magnesium ion homeostasis; magnesium ion transmembrane transport. The transcript is spliced from 2 exons. Gene Ontology annotation, molecular function: magnesium ion transmembrane transporter activity. The record is from RefSeq and is a predicted model, not a curated record. NCBI's taxonomy places the organism in Eukaryota, Fungi, Ascomycota, Dothideomycetes, Botryosphaeriales, Botryosphaeriaceae.
AUGACCGACACCCCAAGGUCUGAGCACUACCCUACGAGGUUCAGCACCCCGGUGUCUGAACUCGACGACCAUCGCCACCAGCAAGCAUCAAUGCCACGUGUGGACAAUGCCAGCCCUUCGCGCUCGCGUCGCGGCACCGUCACGAGCAUUGCCGCUCCCAGACCCGCACGUCCGGAUCUCCUUUCCGUGAACAGUGCCCUGGAACGCCAAGGCAUGAUUGCGAGGGAUUUUGAGAACGCCAUCGUGGACGACGACAAGAGCCCCAGCGACAAUGGAGACAACAACAAUGCUCUCUUCGGACGCCGCGGUUCUGUGAGCCCGAUGGCGAGGAGGGACACUUUCCGUCGGCUUAGAGAUUCACAGCCGGAUGCCCGUCCGAGGUCCCAUGCUUCCACCAGAUCCUCGGAUUCCGUGUCGCCUCCAAACUCCGUGGACGCAUUCGCCGAUCCGCGGCGCCGAGACCGCGCAGGCACCAUCAACAGCCAGCGCCCACCGUCGGACGUGGAUCUGCGCCUGCAGCGCACCAUCUCCGAGGCCACCAACCGCCGGCGCCCAACGUUCAGCGAGGAAAGCCGCCAUGGCACCAUCAAGGAUGAGACAAUGUCGCGGCGAAGUUCGGUGGAGGAAGAUGUGUGCUUCCCGGUCGAGGAGUCCAGCAACACGUACCAGAUUGACUUCGAAGAGCUCGAGGAGUUUGUUGCCACAAACCAGACCAAGACUCCCGUUAUUCCGCUGUCCCGAAAGCCAAGCAAGGUCAGCAUGAAUUCCCAACGCUCGAAGGUCAAGGUCUUCCACGAUCUUCGCCGCAAGCAAUCUGCCGAAGAUAUUGCGAUAGGUGCUGGGGAUGGUUUCGAGCACUUUCCGCAAAAUGUGGAAAGUGGCACCGACAUGGAGGACGAGAAGGUCGACGUGCACAUUGAGAACCCGGGCCACCUUACUGCUUUGCACGAGCAACAUGUCAAUAGGUGGGCCUUCUUCUCUUCCGAGCUGGACGAUACCAUCCACGCGACGGAUCUGGGAGGACUUCUUAUGCCUGGGGAGAGAUUCCGUGAUCUCUUCGAGCUUCCCCCGGACGCUGGAACAUGGUGGCUCGACAUGCUCAACCCAACCGAGGAAGAAGUGUUUGCGAUCUGCAAGGCUUUCGGGGUGCACCCUCUCACCCGCGAGGAUAUCCUCACCCAGGAGGCCCGCGAGAAAGUGGAGCUCUUCCGCGCCUACUACUUUGUUUGUUUCCGUUCGUUCUACCAGAUGGACAAGGAAAGCGAGGACUUCAUGGAGCCUGUCAACGUUUACGCCAUCGUCUUCCGCGAGGGGCUGCUGACCUUUACCUUCGCACCAAACCCGCACGCUGCAAAUGUCCGGAAGAGGAUUGGCCGCCUUAAGGACUACAUCUCUCUCAGCUCUGACUGGAUCUGCUAUGCGAUGAUCGACGAGAUUGUUGAUAGUUUCGGUCCUGUGAUCCGUGACAUUGAACACGAGACGGACGCCAUCGAGGAUCAAGUGUUUACCGCACGCGCCGAGGACUCGCGCGCAAUCCUGCGCGCCAUUGGUGAAUGCCGCAAGAAGGUCAUGUCGAUGAUGCGACUUCUGGGUGGCAAAGCCGAUGUCAUCAAGGGCUUCGCCAAGCGCUGCAAUGAGCAAUACAGCGUUGCCCCUCGUGGUGAUGUUGGGCUCUACCUCAGCGAUAUUCAGGACCAUGUCGUCACCAUGAUGAGCAACCUGUCCCAUUUCGAAAAGAUGCUCUCGCGUAGCCAUUCCAACUAUCUGGCGCAGAUUCAGGUCGACAGCUUGAGUCAAGGCAACAAUAUCAACGAGAUGCUCGGCAAGAUCACGGUCAUUGGUACCAUACUCGUUCCGCUCAACUUGAUCUGCGGUCUUUUCGGCAUGAACGUCGCUGUCCCGGGUGUCAACAGCAACAGCUUGGGCUGGUUCUUUGGCAUUCUUGGGGUCAUGUGCGCGUUCGUCGCAACCUGCCUGGCGUUCGCAAGGAGGAUGCGGUAUGUCUAA